GUAAAGUAGUGUAAAAGUAAACCAGAAAACAGUUUUAGUAAGUUGUCAUAAAAAAAGAAAGAAAAAGCUGUAGAGGUAGUUGUCUUUUUCAAUCUGUGGAGGCCAUAAAUAAUUAUUGUCCACCAUCUUCAUCCUUCAUUCAUUCACCACUCAACACUCUCUCAACUCUCAAGUCAAGUCAACUCAACUAUUUCUCUUCCUUCUUCUUCAACCCAUCAUUCACUCAUGGCUGCCAGAGAUAUCCUUCAUAAGAUGAAGGAAAAAGUUGGGUUUGGUUUAUCAGACCCUGAUUCAGGGAAAGGAAAGAGCAAGAUGUCGAAACACAUAACUCACGGCUUUCACUUGGUAAAGGGAAAAUCAUAUCAUGAAAUGGAGGAUUAUCUUGUGGCUAGAUUUAAGCAAAUUGAUAGCCAUGAAUUAGGCUUAUUUGCAAUAUUUGAUGGUCAUGCUGGUCACAAUGUACCUAACUACUUGCAGUCUCAUUUGUUUGAUAAUAUCUUAAAAGAGCCUGACUUCUGGAGAGAACCUGAAGAUGCUGUCAAGAGAGCGUAUAGUAUAACCGAUUCUAGUAUUUUAGAGAAGUCAGGUGAAUUGGGUAGAGGGGGUUCAACCGCGGUUACUGCAAUAUUGAUUAACGGCCAGAAGUUAAUAGUUGCCAAUAUCGGAGACUCUCGGGCUGUCUUAUCAACGAAAGGCGUGGCCAAACAACUCUCGGUCGAUCAUGAACCAACCACAGAGCACGAGGAUAUCAAAAAUAGAGGUGGUUUUGUUUCAAGAUUUCCAGGCGAUGUUCCGCGAGUUGAUGGACGGUUGGCAGUGUCUAGGGCAUUUGGUGACAAAAGCUUGAAGAAACAUUUGAGUUCAGAGCCAUACGUGACAGUGGAGAAGAUAAAUGAUGAUGCAGAGUUUAUCAUAUUAGCCAGUGAUGGAUUAUGGAAGGUAAUGUCGAAUCAAGAAGCGGUUAAUUGUAUCAAAGAUAUAAAGGAUGCUCGAUCUUCAGCAAAGCGCCUCACUGAAGAAGCGGUUAACAGGAAAAGCAACGACGAUAUCUCGUGCAUUGUUGUGAAACUUCAGUGAUCAUAAUUCACAAGACUCUUCAAGUAAAGUUUGAUUAAUAAACAUGCAAGUGUAAUAUAAAUACUGUAAUAAUUAUUAAGCAUUGUGUUAUUUUGCUGAGUCCUACAUACAAUGAAAAAGGUGUAAAACUACAUUUUAAUUUGUGUGAUAUUAGGAAGUUUGGUCAGUAUCA
This is a messenger RNA of Lathyrus oleraceus (garden pea), 1249 nucleotides long. Its product is annotated as probable protein phosphatase 2C 39. Lineage: Eukaryota; Viridiplantae; Streptophyta; Magnoliopsida; Fabales; Fabaceae. The coding region runs from base 226 to 1077 and encodes 283 amino acids. The record is from RefSeq and is a predicted model, not a curated record. The transcript has 5 exons. Gene Ontology annotation, biological process: protein dephosphorylation. Gene Ontology annotation, molecular function: protein serine/threonine phosphatase activity; cation binding.